AUCGGGAUGGUCAAUUUGUUGUUGACUCUUUCUGCUAAGAACGUAUUUGUCAACUACCUCACACAGACUUUUGUUGAAGCAAGCAUUGAGAUUUCCGUAUUUGGUUCGAGAAGGCAAUGGCGGCGAAUUUUGUGACGUCACUGAUGACCCGUCUGAGGGGAAGAGGCCAAAAGAAGAGCCCGGAUGAGAAGAAGAAGAGACGUUCAUGUAUAGUCAGCUGGUUCUCGACCUCCGACCUGGAUAAUGUCGAUGAAGAUUCUACAUUCCUAUUCGACGAUAGUGGUCUUGACGUCACAUCCGGUCCAAGAUCCCCGUCAAGGAGAGACCGUGAUUCUGGCUAUAUUGGCAGGUUUUCCAGUCAUGAAGAUGUUUGCAGCGGGUGGAUUCUGGAAGACUCAGUAUGCAUCGACCUCGAAAGAGGGGAAGUCAUUACCUGUUUCAAUCCUGAACAGGACAUGAUCCGAAAAGCUGAGUCUCUCUCCAGCCUUGUACGCUGUACAAGCAUCCAAGACAGGUCAUUGAAGGUCACACGUAAGCGACGUCAGAAUAUGGCCAAACGAAAUCGUCGAAACAAGUACUUAUCUUUCAAGAAGGCCAUCUUCCCAGAUGAAGGUAUUGACGUCACUUCCGGUGAAGGAUGCACAACAGAUGAUUCUUCCGAUGAGAUAGUUGAACCACCCAUGGAGAAGAAAAUUUCUCCGACUGAGAAAAGAAGAAGCAAGAAGGCCCUUGACGAUUAUUCUUCCGAUGAGGUGGUAGAACCACCCAAGGAGAAGAAAGUUUCCCCAAAUGAGAAAAGAAGAAGCAAGAAGCCCCUUGACGUCAUCGUCCGUCAGAACAGCGUUCAGAAGAAGUCUUGGGAAAUCAGACGUCGUCGGAAACAGGAACUCCAGAAGAAGAGGCGAUCCGCAAACCUUGAAGCCAGUCCUGAUGCUGCUAGAGUGGAGUGAGAUGGACCCUCUGGACAACAAGUACAGUCAAGGGAUGAGGUGAUGCUACGGCCUCACGGCGUUUUGUGCUGUGGGCGUUUGGCUCCAUUGCCCGGACGAUGGAGGUGAAGUUUUGUUUGUUUGUUUAACGUCAGAAAUAGUACAGCUUUAUGACGGUAGCCUGUAAAUAAUAGUCUGGGCCAUUCAAACCAGUGAUUGAUAUUAUGAGCAACGUCAUCGGGGUAGGAUGGCACGCGAUCAACCAAAUCACCAAGCCUGACACCAUCCAUAUAGUCGCCUCUUACGACCAGCUUAGUUGCCCAGAGCAUCUCUAACCCGGAUUCCCCCUGAAAUGGACAUGAAGUAUGAUGGUACAAUGUUGGUAAACGGACGGAAGUAGGAGGAGGAUUAUUGCCUUUCUGCGGAGGCAUUUUGGAUUGUACUCUUUGACUGCAAACAAUACAGCAGGAUAUGUAUACAGAGUGGCAUGCCAUUGGACAAUGUGCAGCCCCAUUUAUUUAAACACUUUACUUAUCUGCUAACUCACAUGUUGUAGUACUGGUGUAUUAAAAUGUAAUAGCUUAAUUCCGUAGAGACAGUGGCGUUGGGCAGGAGAUAGAGCGGCCUAUUCCCUUUGAAUUGGUAACAUUGGUAACGAAGCUUUAAAGUAUGAUGUGAGGGACGUUAACAAGGACAGUGGCACGUCCUAAUGAUAGAGGACGUUUAGUUACUUCAUUCAGUUUGUUUGUUUGUUGUUUAAUGCCGUACUUAGCAAUAUGACAGCGGCCUGUAAAUAAUCGAGUCCUGACCAGACAACCCAGUGACUUACAUCAUGAGCAAUUGCGUAGAUCG
Molecule: messenger RNA, 1781 nt
Organism: Haliotis rufescens (red abalone)
Lineage: Eukaryota; Metazoa; Mollusca; Gastropoda; Lepetellida; Haliotidae
Exons: 3
Coding region: 117-950 (277 amino acids)
Source: RefSeq, a predicted model, not a curated record